Molecule: messenger RNA, 3967 nt
Organism: Mizuhopecten yessoensis (Yesso scallop)
Lineage: Eukaryota; Metazoa; Mollusca; Bivalvia; Pectinida; Pectinidae
Product: T-box transcription factor TBX10-like
Exons: 7
Coding region: 98-1507 (469 amino acids)
Biological process (GO): regulation of transcription by RNA polymerase II; cell fate specification; positive regulation of DNA-templated transcription
Cellular component (GO): nucleus
Molecular function (GO): DNA-binding transcription factor activity, RNA polymerase II-specific; RNA polymerase II cis-regulatory region sequence-specific DNA binding
Source: RefSeq, a predicted model, not a curated record
CUUAUUUAUUGUCGCUUUAUCACUGUUGUAGAAAGUAAGUAAAAAACUUUAUAUAUACGCCAGCUCUGACGUUCGUUAGAAACACGUUAACUAACUCAUGGAUAUAAACGGCCCUCUCUCAGCCCGGGCUAAUGCUUUUAGUAUCACGUCUCUUAUGUCGGGUCCGUUUGCCGACUCCUUUCUUGGGUCCCUAGGUGGAGCCUUUGGGUACCAACAAGUCCCUCCUCAGAGAAGCACAGAUUGUCUCUUCGAGUGGGGACAAAAUGGAGGAUAUGGUGUUGGAAUGAAAGGAAUGGAAGCAUGCAUUUUAAAUGCCGGAACAGGAAGACCCUACUAUGAUUCUAAUCGUAUAGACACAUACCAAGAGAGUUCUGCCCGACCCCCCGGGCAUACUGGGAUCAGUGAGGGAGGUGUGUGUGACAAAACAAGCCCGGGGCUCAAUUGCGAUGAAUCUAGGACUUGUGUUAAAGAAAACUGUGAGGGAGAAACUGCCGGAAUGGAGGACAAAUCGGAUACGCCCAAAAAACCACUUCAUUCAAAACUGUUAAACGUUAGUGCUCACCUAGAAAUGAAAUCUCUUUGGGACGAGUUUGAUGAACUCGGCACAGAAAUGAUUGUCACCAAAGCUGGCAGACGGAUGUUCCCCACGUUCCAGGUACGGAUGUACGGCCUUGACCCCAUGGCUGAGUACAUGGUGAUGAUGGACUUUGUACCUUGUGAUGACAAGCGGUACCGUUACUCCUUCCAUAGUUCCAGUUGGGUAGUGGCGGGAAAAGCUGACCCACAUAUGCCCGGGAGGAUCCACGUCCACCCAGACUCCCCGGCCAAGGGAGCUCAAUGGAUGAAACAAAUUGUGUCAUUCGACAAACUCAAACUUACAAAUAACCUUAUGGAUGACAAUGGUCAUAUAAUCCUGAAUUCAAUGCAUAAAUACCAACCGCGGUUCCACGUGGUAUAUGUGAAUCCUAAAUCCGAAGAUUGCUCAAAUACAGAAAACUUCAAGACGUAUAUAUUUUCCGAGACCAAGUUUAUGGCGGUAACAGCCUAUCAAAACCAUAGGAUAACACAGCUCAAAAUAGCUAGUAACCCGUUUGCCAAAGGUUUUCGUGACGUAGACCCUAACGAAUGUAUGGUGGACGUGAUAUCCCACUUGAACCCCUGCUCCCGUCCACGAAACCAACACCGUCCUAGUUCCUUGCAUCUCGCCAAUAUCACCCGGAAACGAGGCUCUGACGACAAAGAAAAAUGUUCUUCCGAGUCGGACGAUUCCACGUGUAUGUCCCCAACUGGUGUAGUGAACCACGGUCUCUCAUCCACGCCCCUCAGACUCCCCCCUCGGGGAUCAUAUACGGACGCUUAUAACUAUGUUCCCUACUCUCACGAGACCUAUAUGAUGACGUCAAAAUCUCGUCCCUCGCCGUACACCCGAAGCAUGGAAUACCAGUCUUUCCAUCACGCAAGGAUGAAAGAAAUAUACCAGGGGACAACGUGUGGCUAUAAUUUCUGAAGUGUUCCUCGGUGAAUUGUGUUCCCAUGUUGUGUUCUGAUGUGUUCCUGUAUGUGUUCCACUGUUUACACAUGUGUUCCUGUGUGUCAAGCAGACGUUUAAAAUAAAUACAUUGGACAUUUGUUGAGCCGGAUUUCGAAAUUCCGAAAAUCUUGCUUUCUCAACGGAAACCUAAUUUCAUCAUAUGGACUAAAACGAUCUUUUUUUAAAAAUAUUUUUUAAAUAGGCGUCUGGACUUAAGCAAUAUAAGGUGUCUUUUUAGGGCUAUUUUGCUUUUUCUGUCUUUGGAUGUGUUUCGCGGCGAGGAAGAGAUAAAAGCGCUGUUUUCUUCUUAAACGGCGCCUGGUCGUCGUGACAAAACGACAAAAAGCAUGAUUUACUUUGCUGAACGGCGUUUAUCGCUUUUUUAGCCAAAAAGCGUCUUUCUAAUUUACAAAAUGGCGCUUUGUCGAGACAAAAGAAAAAGCGCCACUUUAUAGUCUUUUUCGACUCGACGAAGUGCCGUUUAUGAAUAAAACAGGUUUUUUUUCUGUAACAAGCACCCUAUUGUUAAAAAAACCACGGCGCUUUUUUACAAACUGAAAAGGCGAAAAAAUCAGAACUGGCCCUAAUCAGCCAUCAUAGAAACACGAAUUUUUACUGCUUAAUUAAUCUUAUUAUUGUAAGCGAAUUUUCCAGAUUAUCAGGUUGUGCUCUCGUUGGUCCACUCAUCAUCACGCUGAUUAGCCGUACUUGAUUUUCCUAUAUGAACUAUAGUCAGAUUUUUUUUAAAAUUUUAAUCCAAAGAUAAACAUGUACACAUAUUAAAAGUUUAAGUUUAAUGUCUUUGAUUGCAAAUCAUUACAAAUGGACUGGGCACAAGUUAUUACAACGUAGUAUAGCCGUUUCUAAAAUACAUAACACUAUUUAAGUUUAACCGUAUACAUAAAUUAAAAGGUCUUAAGUAUCGCUAUUAAUAAUUCAUACAGUGAUAUUAAUCUGGUAGUAUCUAUCAGGAUGUUCGACCAACAGUUCAAACAUCUCGGGUAAACAUUUCAGACAUGUGAUGUUUUCAUUUAAAAAAUUAAACCCUCGGAAUAAUUCGUUGAGAUUAAUAUUCACAAACAUAUCAAAUAAUGUAGACUAUUUUGUUUGUUCCGUUCAUAGUUGAAAAGUUUAACGUUUUGAAGAUUAUAUUGUACAUAUGAUAAAUGAACAGCAAUUUUUAUCACAUAUGGUAACAUCCGAUUCAUAACACUUAAGUUAAAAUAUUUGUUUGAGAAUAAACCCCUUUCCGAAAGAAGUGGCAUGUUCCUAAAGUAGUCACAUUGAAAGGUUCUGUUUGCAUUGAAAAGGAAAUUACAGGAGUUGCUAUUUUCGACGAUAGAUAUAUUUCCAUUGCCGAACUGAAGAUACGAUAUGGAUUGGGCUCAAGUUUAACCAAUUUAUCAAUGCCCUCUCACAAUUUAAAUAAAAUACAAAAAAAGGAGAAGAAACACUUACCCAAAUAUUAGGAAAUAAUCUGGAUCUAUAACGAGUAUCAAAAUCAGUUACAACCUGGUACUAUCACGAUUUGCAAAACAAAAUCUUGUUGGUUUGAUAAAGUUUGAUUGCUUUAUGUUUUAAUUAAGGGAAAGCCGGAUCACGAAAAAUAUAUAUUAGAUAUGUUCAGCAGUUCAAUUUUUUGAACACGUGUUCCUUGACGUACACCUUUAUGAGGAUCACGUGUUACACAUGCAUCGGGACCAUGUGCUCCUAUGUACACAAGUGUAUCGAAGACUACGUGUUCCUGUUCACACACGUGCAUCGGGACCACGUGUUCCUAUACACACAUGUGUAUCGGGACCACGUGUCCUUUGCACACACGUGUAUCGGGUCCACGUGUUUCUGUUCACACACGUGUAUCGGGACCACGUGUUCUUGUUCACACACGUGGAUCGGGACCACGUGUUCUUGUUCACACACGUGUAUCGGGACCACGUGUUCUUGUUCACACACGUGGAUCGGGACCACGUGUUCUUGUUCACACACGUGUAUCGGGACCACGUGUUCUUGUUCACACACGUGGAUCGGGACCACGUGUUCUUGUUCACACACGUGUAUCGGGACCACGUGUUCUUGUUCACACACGUGGAUCGGGACCACGUGUUCUUGUUCACACACGUGUAUCGGGACCACGUGUUCUUGUUCACACACGUGGAUCGGGACCACGUGUUCUUGUUCACACACGUGUAUCGGGACCACGUGUUCUUGUUCACACACGUGGAUCGGGACCACGUGUUCUUGUUCACACACGUGUAUCGGGACCACGUGUUCUUGUUCACACACGUGUAUCGGGACCACGUGUUCCUGUUCACACACGUUCAUCAUAAACAUGUGUUCCAGUUGUGUUGUAUUUUCAACGAGUGUUUUAUUUAUGAUUCACUACAUGUUUUUCUUAUAUAUUAUAAAAAUCCAUUGAUGUAUAUUAAAAUGUUUUUA